Molecule: messenger RNA, 1890 nt
Organism: Arvicola amphibius (Eurasian water vole)
Lineage: Eukaryota; Metazoa; Chordata; Mammalia; Rodentia; Cricetidae
Gene: Upk1b
Product: uroplakin 1B
Exons: 8
Coding region: 119-901 (260 amino acids)
Cellular component (GO): membrane
Source: RefSeq, a predicted model, not a curated record
GGGUAGAAAAGCAUCUUGGGCUGGUGUGCACUCCAGAGUGAGUCAGUGCAGCCCAGAGCCAGCAGGCAAAGGGAGAAGAGACCACCCAGCAGCCACUGUCCUGUGGGAAAUCCUGAAGAUGGCUAAGGAUGAUUCUACUGUCCGUUGCGUCCAGGGCCUGUUGAUUUUUGGACACGUGAUUAUUGGUAUGUGUGGCAUCGCCCUAACUGCAGAGUGUAUCUUCUUUGUAUCCGACCAACACAGUCUCUACCCGCUGCUUGAAGCCACCAACAACGAUGACAUCUACGGGGCAGCUUGGAUUGGCAUGUUUGUGGGCAUCUGCCUCUUCUGCCUGUCUGUUCUCGCCAUUGUAGGAAUUAUGAAGUCCAACAGGAAAGUGCUCUUGGCGUACUUCAUUAUGAUGUUCAUAGUGUAUGGUUUCGAAGUGGCAUCUUGUAUCACAGCAGCGACACAGCGAGACUUUUUCACACCCAACCUCUUCCUGAAGCAGAUGCUGGUGAGGUAUCAGAACAACAGCCCCCCAACCAACGACGACAAAUGGAAAAACAGUGGCAUUACCAAGACCUGGGAUAGGCUCAUGCUCCAGGACCACUGCUGUGGUGUCAACGGCCCAUCAGACUGGCAGAAAUACACCUCUGCCUUCCGGGUAGAGAACAGCGAUGCCGACUACCCUUGGCCCCGACAGUGCUGUGUCCUGAACACACUUAAACAGCCUCUCAACCUGGACGCUUGCAAACUCGGGGUGCUCGGUUACUACCACCAUCGGGGCUGCUAUGAACUGAUCUCUGGACCAUUGGAUCGGCAUGCCUGGGGAGUUGCCUGGUUUGGAUUCGCCAUCCUCUGCUGGACUUUUUGGGUUCUCCUGGGUACCAUGUUCUACUGGAGCAGAAUUGAGUACUAAGCACACAGUGUCUCCUCCACAUCUCCCUCCUCGGGUGACUCUGGACGUGGUGCUGGAACCUGCUAUUUCGUCACUUGCUCUCUGUGUGCUCUCCACAGUGAUGUAUGCUUCUCUCACUCAAAUGCCAGCUCAGGUGGAAUGGGCUCCUUUUAGGCUCUCAGGCUGCUGUGCUCCUCAACAGAAAUGUUUCUCAUCCUUGCCUAAUACCCUACAACGUAUUUAUAGACUGUGAGACAGAACAUUUGGAGUGAGAUAGCUCCAUCCCUGUUUAUGUUUACUGUGAGGACACCAUGACAUUCACAGGAACGUGCCCCACCACUGCAAGCUCUGUCUGUAUUUAAUAGCAAAUUCUAGCAACAAGGAGCCCAUAUUUCUUACUAUUUUCUUCAGCCUUGCAAGAUGCGCUUGUCACUGUAUAGACUGGGAAAGGGGAGGAGAGGAGAUUGCAGAACUCUGUUCUGGUUUGGCGAUAACGUCUGUCCACACUGGUGGCACUCCUGACACACCCGCUACCUUUGGAUACUUUUUAUUCUCCGGGACAGUCCUUGAUUUUCAUUUAAUAAGCGUUCAGACUUCCUCUUCUGCCCUGCGGAGUGACAAGCAUUUAGCAACUUCAUUCUCGAUUAAUUGAAAGUACGUAAUCUUUAGGGACAUUGACACUCCCCACUUUACAUCAGCUCAAAGGUUUGAACGUGGCAGUCCAAGCCAGCUAUUAGAAUGGGUGACUGAAAGGUACUUUGUUUGCUGUCAAAAUAGUUUGCUCCUGAAGGAAGUCCUGACAACUCACCAUUGUUUGCUUAUCUAUCAAUUAAGAAGCCCAUAAAAUACACUUACUUUCUUUGAUUCCAACUGGUAAUGCAUGAGUCUAACAAAAAGGGGGUUCCAAAAGAGGAGCCCCAACUGUGGGGGUUAAAGUGAAAGAAGUGGGAGACACACACUUGUGGAUUCCUGCUGACUAAUGCACUGUCACUGUCCACACGGACAGGAAA